AUGACGAUUAGCAGGCAAGGAAAAAAGCAAAAGGUUUUGAUGUUCCCAUGGUUAGGCCAUGGUCAUAUUUCUCCUUUCCUAGAACUAGCCAAGAAACUCAACAACACAAACCUCUUCGACAUCUACCUUUGCUCAACUCCGGCUAACGUCAGUUCGAUCAAGAAACCGUUAGCAAACGAUGGUUCACUCGCAGUUCGGUUCAUAGAGCUUCACCUCCGGGAACUACCGGAUCUACCACCACACCUUCACACCACCAAUGGUCUCCCUCUGCAUCUUAUGCCCACUCUUAAAAAAGCUUUCGACAAGGCAAGUCCUAAGUUUUCAAGAAUCUUGGAAGAAUUACAACCCGAUUUGCUCAUUUACGAUCUUAUUCAACACUAG
Lactuca virosa is the source of this 381-nucleotide messenger RNA. The record is from the annotation of a GenBank genome assembly. Lineage: Eukaryota; Viridiplantae; Streptophyta; Magnoliopsida; Asterales; Asteraceae.